AUGGAAUCCGCUUUGAUUCUCACUCUUCUCACAGACGAUCUCCUCUUGAAAAUCCUUUCCCUUUUGAACGAUGAUUUUGAUCGAAAAUCCUUCCGUUCAACCUGUAAGAUCUUCCACCGGGUCGACUCGCUUCAUCGGACCCACCUCCGAUUCUUCCGCCCCGAGUUCCUCUCAACCCUCGUCGUGAAAUUCCCUUGCCUAAAUUCCCUCGACCUCUCCGUCUGCCCCCGCAUCGAUGAUGCUACGAUCCCACUCUUGCUUUCCUCCAUCCAUAGUGGUUCAUCCAGUUGGGCUGCGAAGAUAAGACGUUUGAAUCUGAGUCGGUGCACCGGGUUGAGAUUCCCCGGGCUGCAAAUGGUUGUUGGUUUCUUUGGAAAUUUGGAGAGCGUUGAUGUGUCAUACUGCUGUGGGUUCGGUGACAGGGAGGCGGCGGCGCUGUCGUGCCUCACAGGCCUGAGGGAACUGAACUUGGACAAGUGCUUGUAUGUUACUGAUGUUGGAUUGGCUAAAAUAAUCGUAGGUUGUCCAAAACUUGAGAGCCUUAGUCUGAAGUGGUGUUUUGAAGUAACUGAUAUUGGGGUUGAACUUCUGUCCAAGAAAUGCUCUGAAUUGAAGCACCUCGACAUUUCAUACUUGAAGGUUACGAGUGAGUCUCUAUGCGCAAUCGGAAGAAUGGAGAGGUUGGAGGUGUUGGAAAUGGUGGGGUGUGGUUUAGUAAAUGACAUGGGAUUGCGUUAUCUUGGCAUAGGAUGCCCUUCACUUCAGGUACUAGAUAUAUCAAGGUGUGACAAACUGAGCUCAUCUGCAUUGGUUUCAGUAAUCAAGGCACAUAGUGGUUUGUUGCAACUUCACGCUAGCUACUCUUUUUUCGAGAUCCCGGUGACUUUUCUUCACCAGUUUAAGGACCUCAAGAAGCUGCGCACACUUAGAAUUGAUGGGGCACGAGUUUCUGACUCUAGCUUCCAAAUUAUCGGCCUCAAUUGCAAUGCUUUGGUUGAAAUUGGGAUGGGAAAAUGCAGAGGUGUCUCAGACAUGGGCAUUAUUCAGCUCGUAUCUGGCUGUGCUAGUUUAAAGGUAUUCAAUCUGACAUGCUGCAGUGACCUCACUGAUUCGGCAAUACAAGCCGUAGCAGAGUCUUGUCGAGAUCUUUCAUGUCUGAUGUUAGAGUGUUGCAAUUUGCUCAGUCAGAAGAGUCUUGAGUAUCUUGGAUCACAUUGUGUCUUACUCGAGGAGAUCGAUCUUACAGAUUGUUCCGGAAUUAAUGACAUUGGACUAAGAUAUUUGUCAAAAUGUUCAGAACUUGUAUGCUUGAAACUUGGACUAUGCACUAACAUUUCGAACAAGGGGCUGUCAUAUAUUGCUUCGAAUUGCCCAAAGAUUCGGGAACUCGAUUUGUACAGGUGUCUGGGAAUCAGUGAUGACGGAUUAGCUUCUUUGUCGGUUGGUUGCAGAAAAUUGAGAAAGCUAAUCUUGUCUUACUGCAGUGCAGUAACUGAUAGAGGGAUGGAAUAUUUAGGCUGUGUAGAAGAACUUUCAGACCUAGAAUUGCGUGGUCUUCCAAACAUUACGUGUACUGGCUUGAGAGCACUUGCAGCUGGAUGCAGGAGACUUGCAGAAUUAGAUCUAAAACAUUGUGAGAACAUUGACGAUUCCGGAUAUUGGGCUCUUGCUUAUUACUCCAGAAAUUUGCGGCAGAUAAAUUUAAGCGGCUGUCAAAUAUCGGAUGUCAGCCUAUGCAUGCUGAUGGGGAACUUGACAUGCCUUCAGGAUGCAAAGUUAGUCAACCUUAAUAAUACGUCUACUUUCUCGAGAAAUAGUCGAGACCCUAAAAGCCAGGGGUUGCAAGAUCAGAUGGGAUUAGGCUCAAAGCAUAAAACAGAUAAAUUUAAUCGGUUGUCAUACUUCAGAUGUCACCCCUAUCCAUGGUGA
This is a messenger RNA of Fraxinus pennsylvanica, 1929 nucleotides long. The record is from the annotation of a GenBank genome assembly. NCBI's taxonomy places the organism in Eukaryota, Viridiplantae, Streptophyta, Magnoliopsida, Lamiales, Oleaceae.